Hippoglossus stenolepis (Pacific halibut) is the source of this 2717-nucleotide messenger RNA. Its product is annotated as carbohydrate sulfotransferase 1-like. The record is from RefSeq and is a predicted model, not a curated record. The transcript has 6 exons. The coding region runs from base 332 to 1657 and encodes 441 amino acids. Gene Ontology annotation, molecular function: N-acetylglucosamine 6-O-sulfotransferase activity; keratan sulfotransferase activity. Gene Ontology annotation, cellular component: Golgi membrane. NCBI's taxonomy places the organism in Eukaryota, Metazoa, Chordata, Actinopteri, Pleuronectiformes, Pleuronectidae. Gene Ontology annotation, biological process: carbohydrate metabolic process; N-acetylglucosamine metabolic process; keratan sulfate proteoglycan metabolic process.
CACAGCAGUGAUGGAUAGAGUCAUAGGGACCUGAAUAGCAUCUACUAGCUUGUGGUACCAGAGUCCUGUUGACGUGACUGGUAGAUCCUGAGCGUUGGGUUUCGUUUGUGUUAUUGUCUCCUGUCCGCAGCGUCAUGUCCUCACCCUCCGUGUGCGGCUCGCAGAAAGACGCAGGCUGCUGCCUGCACCAGCGGCGGAGGCUCACAGCAGCAGCAGCAGCAUCAGCAUCAUGUCUCCGCAUCCAGCCCGCCGCCUCCCGCUGACGGCCAGAACACGGAGAAGAGGAAAGUGAGAGAGCGCUGUGGCUCACUGAUCCAUCGGUUUAGCCAUCAUGCAGUGUUCGUGGAAAUCCAUGGUCCUGCUAGCAUUAGCCUCCAUAGCUAUCCAGUACACGGCCAUCCGCACUUUCUCCACCAAGCCCUUAAGCCUACUGUGCUCUGUGGGUCUGGCAUCCACUGGCCAAGCUGUCAACUGCAGCCUCAAAGAUCUGACACUGGAGGGCUCGGACCCAGAGUGUGAUGAGGUCCUCUCCAACACCCCAUCUUCCCCUACCUCCUCUCCCCCCACGUAUGAUGCCAACAAGAGAACCCACAUCCUCAUCCUGGCGACCACACGGAGCGGAUCCUCCUUUGUGGGUCAGCUGUUCAACCAGCAUCCAGAGGUCUUCUACCUGUUUGAACCCCUGUUCCAUGUCCAGUCGGCACUGCUUCCUCGGCUUGUGCAGAGUCGGAACCUGGCUGAGAGGAGGGUAAUGAUGGGUGCAGCCAGAGACCUGUUGAGGUCUCUGUACCACUGUCAUCUCAACAGUUUGGAGAAUUACAUCCGACCUCAUCCUACCAACCACUCCACUGACAAGCUGUUCCGAAGAGGAGCUAGCCGGUCUCUGUGCUCCCCUCCUGUAUGUGAGGUUCCUCUGGGCCCGGAUGAGCAGAGCCUGGUUCUGACUGAUGAGGGGGAGUGUGGGAAGAGAUGUGGGCCGCUUAACGUGUCACUGGCUGCUGAUGCCUGCAGGGGGAAGCGCCACAUAGCCAUCAAGACAGUGCGCAUUCCCCAAAUCAGUGACCUUAGAGCACUGAUUGAAGACCCGAGACUCAACCUGAAGGUGGUCCAGCUUGUGCGAGAUCCGCGAGGUAUCCUGGCAUCUCGUGUCGAGACGUUUCGAGAUACUUACCGGCUGUGGCGUCUGUGGAGAGCGACUGGACGCCGACCCCACAAUCUGGACCUGGGACAGAUUAACACAGUGUGUGAAGACUUUCUCAGGUCUGUGUCCAUGGGCCUGGCAAAACCCGCCUGGCUCAGAGGGAGGUACAUGCUGCUCAGGUAUGAAGAUAUUGCCAGGUUUCCUGUACAGAAGACCAGAGAGCUCUACAGUUUCCUUGGUAUGGUUCUGGACCAGAGUGUGGAGGAUUGGAUCAUCAACAAUACUCGGGGUAGCAGUGAUCUGUCGUCCCGGCAUAAGUUCACCACAGUUCGGGACUCUGCUGCUAAUGCAGAGAACUGGAGGGUGAAGCUAUCCUUCGAAAUGGUAGUUUACACCCAGACGGUGUGUCAACCACUUCUGGACAUCCUUGGAUACAAGAAAGUCUUCCACCCAAAAGAACUGAGGAACUUCUCUCACUCGUUGGUGGAGGACAGGAUGUUCCUCCCAUUUUUCUAAACAGCUGAAGACAGGCAUACACUACAUCCAAUGAGUGUUCAAGAAACCAUGAAAACAAGACAGAACUGAAGUCAAUGGAGCUGAGAUGACGUGGUCCAAACUGUUUUGCUGAUCUGAAUAUCCUCACUAUGUCUGGUGGAGGAUGAGAAUAAGAUGCGUCCUUUCCAGUGUUAUCAGUGUUACUUGGAGAUCUGGGCCGCUCUGUCAACCUUUACUAUUUAUUUAUUUAUUUAUUUUACCCUCUGAGCAAUCAACUACCUCAGUUUGUGCCAUUUUCCCCUUAAAGAACCAUUUGACAUAUUCAAGCCAUUUCAUGGUAAAUCAAAUGUUACAGCUAAUCAUGUUUAAAAUUCUGUAUUUAGAAUAACUGAUGAGCCAAAACAUUAGGACCACAGAUAGAGGAAGCAAGUAAAGUUGAUUAUCUUGGAACAAUGGCAGACAUCAGGGUAAAGAAAAUAUUCGAGAGUAAGUGAACAAUUGGUUGUCGUAGUCAACAUGUUGGAUGUGGAAGAAAUGUGCAGCUGACCUGAGCAACCUUGUUAAGGGCCAAAUCAACUUGGCAAGACCACCGGAUCGGACAUUCUCUAAAAUUGCCAGGCUUGCGGCGUGCUCCAGGUCAGCAGUGGUGACAGUGAUCUGAAGAAGAGGGAGGGAAAAACCACAAACCUGCCUAUCAACGAUGAGUGAAGUCAGCAAAGGCUGCCCUGUCAGGGCGACUGUGGCACAAGUCCCAGAAAGUUUCAGUGAAGGUUAUGGAAGAGAUGUGUUGCUAAAAAUAAAUAAUUUUCUAAUAAUUGGCUCCUGAAAGGGAUAGUUCACCGAAAAGUUUAAAUUCACUCAUUAUCUACACCCCCCCCCCCUAUGCGGAUGGAGGGGUGGGUGAAGUGUUUGAGUCCACAAAACACUUCUGGAGUUUCAGGGAUAAACUUUGUUGCAACAGAAUACAAUACAUUAUAAGUCAAUGGUGAGUCCUUCUUCAGACGUAAUAGAACCACAGAAAAAACCUAACAUGCCUCCAUACUGCUCCUGUGGUAUCACCCAAGUGUCUGCAAGCCCCGAC